Artibeus jamaicensis (Jamaican fruit-eating bat) is the source of this 2505-nucleotide messenger RNA. RefSeq names its product sirtuin 3 (gene SIRT3). The transcript has 9 exons. The coding region runs from base 84 to 1340 and encodes 418 amino acids. Gene Ontology annotation, molecular function: NAD+ binding; histone deacetylase activity, NAD-dependent. The record is from RefSeq and is a predicted model, not a curated record. Lineage: Eukaryota; Metazoa; Chordata; Mammalia; Chiroptera; Phyllostomidae.
GUGGGGCGGGGCAGAGGGUGGGGCUACCGAGCUGAAGGGCGAGGGACUCUCGGAGACUACGGCUCGAGCGGGUUGCGGCAAACAUGGCGUUGUGGGUUCGCUCUGCAGUUCGCGCUCUCAGGCUCUGGGGCCGGGGUGGUGAGCCGACCUGGGCCCGCCGCCAUCGCAUCGUGGGCGGGGGCACGCCCACAGCCUGCUCUGCUGGCGUCUCGAGUGCCUUUGGAAAUGGAGGCGCCGGGAAGGAAGAGAAGCUCUGCCUACGGGACAUCGCAGAGCUGAUUGGAGCCCAGGCCCGCCAGAGGGUGGUGGUCAUGGCGGGGGCUGGCAUCAGCACGGCCAGCGGCAUCCCGGACUUCAGAUCCCCCGAGUCCGGCUUCUACAGCACCUUGCAGCACUGGGAUGUCCCGUACCCGGAGGCCAUUUUCGAGCUCUCGUUUUUCUUGGACAACCCCAGGCCCUUUUUCACAUGGGCCAAGAACAUGUUCCCGGGGAACUUCAAGCCCAACGUCAUCCACUACUUCCUUCGCCUGCUGCACGACAGAGGGCUGCUCCAGCGGCUCUACACGCAGAACAUUGACGGUCUGGAGCGCGCCUCCGGCAUCCCUGGCUCCAAGCUGGUCGAAGCUCACGGGUCCUUCGCUUCUGCCACCUGCACCGCCUGCGGAAAACCCUCCCCGGAGCAGGACUUCUGGUCACCUUCCAAGUCCUCUCCAUUCGCUGUGAAACACCUGCGGAGAGGUUUCCUCCACCGUUCAAAACGGUUUUUGAACUUGUUCGUUUUGAUGCCUCUUAGUGCUUCUGCCAUUUUUUGGUUUUACCUCUUCCACCUUGGCAAGACAUUUCCCUUGGAACCAAAAAAAUCAUCACUCAGGCUGCUGCACCGGUGCAGAUGGGUUCCUAGCACUCUCACCUGGCAGGGCGGCUUGGACUGCAAGGGGCCCACACGCCAGAAGGCCGCCGUGAUGGCAGACAGAGUCCCCCGCUGUGCAGCCUGCGCUGGCCUGGUGAAGCCCGAUGUCGUGUUCUUCGGGGAGGCGCUGCCCGAGAGGUUCUUCCUGCACCUGGUGGACUUCCCCACCGCAGAGCUGCUGCUCAUCCUCGGGACCUCCCUGAAGGUAGAGCCGUUUGCCAGCCUGUCUGAGGCUGUGCGGAGCUCCGUGCCCCGAGUGUUCAUGAACCGGAAAGCAGUGGAGUCCUUGCGUCCUCGAAGCAGGGAUGUGGUGCAGCUCGGGGACCUGGUGGACAGCGUGGAAAGGCUGGUGGAGCUGCUGGGAUGGACGGAGGAGAUGAGGGACCUGGUCCAGCGGGAGACCUCGAAGCUCAGCAGACCAGACAGAUAGAGGGACGGCUGCGUGGAGUUGCUGCCCACUUCCGAACAGACCUCACGCCUGAAGAGCAGCUUGAGCAGGUUCACAGAUUUUGGCCAAGCCGAAGCACAGGGCUGUUGCAGGCGCAUCUCCCCAGGCCACGGGCACACUGGGUGCCGCCCCCUUGGCCCUCUUCCCUCCACUGGACGCUUGGUGCCGACUGCUUGUCCGGAAUAUGGCCCUGGCCUGCAGACCGCAUCCAGCUCCGCAGUCGGCCCAUCCCAGGCGGAGCGGGUUGGGUCCCAGGUGUGCUGGGCUCUGGAAGGCCAGUUUCCUUAGCAGGGUCAUUUUUAGUUUGUCCUUCACACGUGGCACUGAAAUAAACUUCACUGUGGAAGUGGGGUGUCCCCUCAAAGGGGAUUCGGGUGCUGAAAAUUGUGGAAUGGGGACCUCAGGGGUGCAGGGACAGCUGUCCCUGACUCAUUCCUCACAGAACGUCCCCACGUCCUGUGUGCCCUCAUGUCUUCCCUUCACGUUCACUUCCCCCCUCCACCUGUUCCAGACUCGCUGGACUCUCCCCACCAGGCCUGCCAGGAGGGCAGCUUGGAGGGACCCCCAAAGUGUGGGUGGCACCCCUCUCCCUGGCUGGCCUGGACUGCUGGGGCCAGUGGUGGGCUGGCACCUGCACCCUCUGCAGGGGCGCCCCUCCUUCCGAGGCCAAGACCCUGGUUGGGAGCUCUCCAGGCUUCACUGACAGAGCCUCAGACGGCUCUGGUGGCCUCCGUCCCUCAAGAAGGGGUGACAUGAGUGGUGACGGGAGCAAGCUUGGCGGGGCGAAGGACAGGCUGGGCUGGCCAAGAAGUGCGUCAGGUGUCUGCCGUGAAAUGAGACACGCUUUCCACUUUCACCGAUAGCUUUAUUGAAUCGGAUGUGUGGAGUCUGCUGGCCAUUUCCCGCUGAACACCUUCCGCAGCACCGGACGGCCUCCAGCACAGGCUUCUGUGACCACAAUGUCAACAGCACCCAAAACUUCAAAAACCAGUUUUGACACAUUCAACCAGUCACAGCACCUUCUCCCUGCACUGCACAAGUCUUUUGUUUUGGUUGUAUUGUUACCUUUCUUGAAAUAAUAAAGCACGAUAUACCCAAAACAUCACAUACUGUCUUCCAUCUCCACAUUAAAAUGGCUGCACAAGAA